GUGACUUGCUCAGGGUCACACAGCUAGUCCCUAUCAGAAGUGGGACUAGAACUGAGUUUUGUGGGUCCUAGGGUGGCCUUCUAUUCACUAUGACACACUGAUUCUCUCAUGAUUUUAAAAAUGACAGCAAUAAAACUUUGUACAAUCUUUGGAUUUGUCAUCCUAACUGAAAUAUAUAGUGCAGAGGUUGGAAGUAUUGGUAUACUCUGCUUUCCCAUUAUAGAAGUGCUCCUGGAAAGUGGAACUAUAAACUGAAAUUCGUCAUUUUGAAUAUUUUAACUACAUUAGAAUAAGUCUCUACUGAAAAGAAUUCCAAGAAAGUAUUUUUUUUUAAAGUUCAACAUCCUUUUGAAAAACAAACAAUCAUACCCAAAUUACUGUGUAUUUGUAAGUCUGGAAUUCUGUAUUUUCAUAAAAUGAGGUAUUUUUGAAAAUGACUACUAAUAUAUUUUCUUCUUGGCACAAUUUGCAAUUGUGGUUUCUCUUCUCACAAUAUAAAUUAAGAGAGUCUAAUUUUGAUGCAAAUCCUAUUAUAUAUGAAAAGAGUUAGUAUGACUGUGGUCAGGUCAUUAACUUGUUUCAUGCUCAAUUUCCUUCUCUGCAAAAUGGUUUGAUUGGGCUAGAGAUCUCCACAUUCUCUACGAAUUCUAAAAUUCGGAAUUGUCCUGCACUUAAAUUUGAUAUGAUACUUUGAGGAAAGGGUGAGAAAGAUACAACUUGUAUUAUUUUUUAUUUUUUCCUUGUUUAGCAAACAAUAUAAUGUCAUUCUAGGGCUUUUGUUUCUUUUAUUUCUUCCUUUUCCAUUACAAUAAUAUCUAUAUUUCAGAUUUUCCCUAUGAGUGCUUAGUCUCUGUUACUGAAACAUUCAAUAUAGGGGCAUCUGUGUUUGGAAGAGAGAGGAACAAAUUGGAAGAGGGAGGAGCAAAUUCAGACUAAUAAUGUAGUCACAUAGAAGAUGCUAAUGGCCUUGGAGUCUGACCUAAUAAGUCUCUUAGAGUUUGUAGGUAAACUAUGCUACAAUCGAUCAUAUUUACUGUAUCAUAGAAUAGUUCCAAUCUUUAUACUAAGCAAACCAUCAAGCCAGGAGAUAAGCAGUUCACAUUUCCAGAAGCUGUUCCUGCUGUUUUUCCUAGCUCUUUUCCAUCCCAUCUCUAAUCAUUAAAAAUGUAAAGAGCUGGCUGCUCUACAGUCUGUUGAAAAAACAAACAAACAAACAAACUAUGAUCCUCUGGGAGAGGUUUAGUCAAGCUUAGUUCAAAGGAAAGGCUAAAGAAGAUAAGUAACAUGAACACAAUGUUAAAAAUUUGGGCCAACAUUUUAAAUUGAUUGUGAUAUUAAAUUUUUCUCAGUUACAAAUUGCUACUACUGCUUAAAAUGUUAGCCGGUUCAACAGAAUAAAUAAUGUCCAUAAUUGCGUAUACAUUAUGUACAAACUGACAAUCUAACAUCUGUCUAUAUUUAUUAUUCUUAAUUCCUCUUUAGUUUCCUUAAACCCAUGUGGGUUUAAAUAUGGCUAAAAUGUAAUUCUAAGAGAAAGGAACAGGAAUGGGUUGCCUGGCCAAGGACAUAUUUAUUCCAGACUGAGUUUUUCCACUCAGAAAUGGUUUGACUCACUCAAUUGAAUAGAAAAAAUAUUAUACAUCGAAUUAAACAUUUUUGUUCAGUCAUGUUUAACCUACUGUGCCCCCCAUUUGGGAUUUUCUUGGCAAAGAUACUGGAGUGGUUUCCAGCCUUUUCCUUCUAGAGCUCAUUUAACAGAUGAGGAAACUGAGGCAAACAGGGUUAAGUGCUUUGCCCAGGACUCACAACCAGUAAGUAGCUAGGCCAAAUUUGAACUCAAAAAGACAAGUCUUCCUGACUCCAGGCUUGAUACUCUAGCCACUUCACCACCCUGCUGCCCCUUUGAAUUCAAAUAGUCCAUCUACAACUUAUAAGAGAAAGUGUACCUCAUGGUACUUAAAAUUCACAGUUAAAAAAUCUUGGUGUAGGGCUUUCUCUGUAGUACCCUUUUCAAGGGACAACUCCUUGGGAUUUAUCUAUUAAGUUAUAGCUAAGUAUUUAGCAGUUAAUCUCACUAGGUAUUGUGAGGAUCAAGUAAUAUAAUAUUUGUAAAUACUUAGCUCAGUUCCUCACACAGAACAGGUUUAAUAAAUGCCCUUGUUUCCCCAAGUCACCCCACCCAAGCCUCGAUUUCUAAUUUUAAUCGGGGGAAGAAAUUCCAACAAUGACUAAAAUCUUUCCUAUUGUGCCAUGUGGGAAAAAAAAUCUUACUUAACAGAAUUUUCUCUCCUAAGCAGCAUCCACUGAGUGGACAAAACUGGGCUUAGAUGCUAAAUGGUUCUAGAAUGUGGAAGCUCAGGCUUGAUUUUUCACAAUUAAAUAGAAAAGGAAGGGGCAGCCAGAGAAGCAAAAUUAUAGCAGACAACAUAGUUUAAAUAAUGUACAACUAUGCGCUGACAUUACAAGACUGAUGAUUCCUAGAUUUCUUCUCUUCAUUUCUAGAUCACUUCUCGUCUUGUUCCGGCUUUUUCUUGACAGAUGAUCACUACUAUCCAAUGAUAUUAAAGAAGCCACACUUACAUAGCUCUGAGAAUGGAAGGUCGCCGGCUUUUUGGAGACCUUGGCUUAGCACCCCUAGAGAGGAAGCAGAGAAAAUGCAGCUCAACUCAAAGCUUACCGUAUGUGAUGUGCAUGGGACGACAGAAACCUUUGGAAAACUUUCCCAAUAUAAACAUCCAGUCAGACUAUUUUGGCCCAAAUCAAAAUGUUAUGAUUUCUUAUAUCAAGAAGCAGAAUCUCUUCUGAAAAAUUUUCCAAUUCAAGCUACAAUUUCAUUUUAUGAAGAAUCUGAUAGUGAAGAGGAGGAGGAGGAGGAGCUGAAUCAGGAUUCAGGAAAUGAAUUGGAUUGAUUCUUUUUAAAGGAACUCAAAAUGUAUAGCAUUAAAAUAUCAAUGUACAAAUGUAUCAUAGUGGUUUAAAAUAUAAUUUAUUUGUGUGUAAGUUAUUAAUAAAAUGUUAUAAUAUUUUGCAAUUGA
This is a messenger RNA of Antechinus flavipes (yellow-footed antechinus), 3035 nucleotides long. It is a transcript of the gene RIPPLY2, whose product is annotated as ripply transcriptional repressor 2. Gene Ontology annotation, cellular component: nucleus. NCBI's taxonomy places the organism in Eukaryota, Metazoa, Chordata, Mammalia, Dasyuromorphia, Dasyuridae. The coding region runs from base 2556 to 2909 and encodes 117 amino acids. Gene Ontology annotation, biological process: embryonic pattern specification; negative regulation of transcription by RNA polymerase II. The transcript is spliced from 4 exons. The record is from RefSeq and is a predicted model, not a curated record.